ACAAUGUAUUGUGGGAGUGUAGUUUGAAGCAUCUGUAAACUGAGUUGGUGAUAUCGCGAACGAGACUUCAAUGACCAGCAACGUCCUCUUCUUUGCUGAAGCUGUACGGCUUGUUCGUGAGAGUCGCCCUGAACUAGCAGUUGUGAAAAUUCCCUGAUCUUUUAAUGAUCUGGAUAUAUUUUGGUUAGUUGUUUGUAAAUCAAAAUUAUUUUAAGAUCGAAUAAUCUGCUCAGCGCCCUGUUUUUGUCCUCUCGUCAACCAGCACUGUCUUGUAAUGUUUACUUCUUUCGUGCUUCGGCGUGUCCUCUUGUGCGCUUGUGUAGCAGACUGAUGUAGUGUGUAAUGUUAGCUAAAUUAUUUUACACAAACAAUACAUAGGUUGGCUAGCUUUAUUCAUACGAUUUAUUCACACGAAGGAUGUCCAUCGUGCACAAUCGAUGUAAAUAAUCGAUGUGAAUACUCCCAGGUAGUUACAGUUAUAGUCGAGAACGAAGUGCGAGCAAGAUCCUCGUUCAUGAUGGCGAUGUUUCGCAGUUUUGUGUCGGCUACUCAUCAGCUCAGGCAGCACCAACAAAACGGGGCAGCUGCGGCUGCCACUGGCGAGAGCCUCGAGAGCCAGUUCUCCUGCCCAAUUUGCCUGGAGGUGUAUCAUAAACCUGUCACCAUUGGAAGCUGUGCCCACACGUUCUGUGGGGAGUGUCUGCAGCCCUGUCUCCAGGUCACCUCUCCCCUCUGCCCUCUGUGCCGCAUGCCUUUUGACCCAAAGAAGGUGGACAAGUCCUCUAGUGUGGAGAAACAGCUGUCCAACUACAAGGCCCCCUGUCGGGGCUGCAGUAAGAAGGUGUCUCUGGUCAAAAUGAGGUCACACAUCUCCUCUUGCGCGAAGGUCCAGGAGCAGAUGGCCAACUGCCCAAAGUUUGUGCCUGUGGUCCCCACUUCACAGCCCAUUCCCAGCAAUAUUCCAAACCGCUCCACCUUUUCAUGCCCAUUCUGUGGAGCCCGCAAUCUGGAUCAACAGGAGCUGGUCAAACACUGUAUGGAGAACCACCGCAACGAUCCCAACAAAGUGAGAUUCUACUGCAUUCUGAUUUGGUGUACUGGUGAGGUAAUGGCAGAGUUGUUGGUGUGCCUCCAGGUGUGUCCUGUAUGUUCAGCCAUGCCUUGGGGGGACCCCAGCUACAAGAGCUCCAACUUCCUCCAGCACCUCCUCCACCGGCACAAGUUCUCCUACGACACGUUUGUGGACUACAGCAUUGACGAGGAGUCAUCACUGCAGGCAGCCAUGGCCCUGUCCUGUCAAAUCAAAUGUUAAAGUGAGUGACCGUCUGACUCUGUCUUUGCAGGACUACAGUAUCGAUGAAGAGGCGGCACUACAGGCAGCCCUGGCUCUCUCCAUGGCAGAGAACUGAGAGUCCUCUGAGUCCCCCAUUCUGCUGUCUGGGGACGCACUUUCUUCCUGACACCCCACUAGCUCUCUUUCUUUCUCUGGAUCCACCCCAUAUCCAGCCCCCUCCACUGUCUCCUCACAGGGAGAGUUUGGAAGGACUUGGCCUCGACUCCCACUCUGGGAGAGCUACAGAGGGCUUAUCUCCCAACCCUGUCCCUCUAUCUGGCCCUUCAUCCACUCUGCUCGCCUGCUUAACCCGUCAAUGCCCAUGACCAUUACAUCAUAUCCUCUCAGCCAGCAGCAGCCUCUUCACUUCCUGUAUACUGGGGAGGAAGGAAGCUUGGCCUCCCAAUAAAUGUUGCAAUUCAAAACCACUGCAGUGCAAAACAAUGAGUGCAGCAUGGACAUAUUUGUUAUUCUGCAGAAAUUAUGAAGGUUCCCAAAAAUAAUGAUUUAAGGUAUUUUCUUUUACUCUUUAUUUUUCACUGUUCAAAUUAAAUGUUUUCAAACUCCAGGAAAAAGCCAUCUCAUGACACACAUUCUGGUCAAAGUACCACAGAGUAGUUCUGUUGAAGUUUAAUCUCAAGUGCAUCAUUUGAUGGCUUUUUGAUUAAGAGGGACUACAGUUGAAUGGCUUGACCUCAUUCUCAGUGUGAUAAUCUUACCACUAGGUGACAGUCUAGACCUGACCAGUUAAACACAGAGAGUGAGGUCAUUCUUACAUCCCCAUCACAACAACAACACACUAACAUUUGCAACGCGAACCAAAACAAACUAUCAAACUAUCCCCUUUUGUAUUCAGAGUUCUUGUGAAUACUUGCACUUGUCACAUUUUGCUACAUAAUUGAACUAUAGAUUGUUCUCAUUUCACAGAUCAGAAACAUAAUUAUAGUACUGCAUUUAUUCUUCGCACUGCUGUUACGCUGCUGAUUAUUUUUAUGAAGCACCAGACAAGAUAAAAUAUAUUUUUGGAAAAUGUUUCCGUUUUAAAUGGUGUACUAAUCAUAAGAAACAUGUUUAUUGGCGAUGUGUUUGUUGUUUUACCACCUUAAAAGUACCCAUUGGUACUGUACUGCUGGCAUCAAACAGUUGCUUGCAGGAUUUUCGGGCCUAUGUGUAAAUACACUGUCUCGAACACAAGAGGGCACCCCAGUCUCAAAAUAGACCGGUCACAAGUCAAUAGUAAUUUAAGUCAGUGUUACUCCGUCAGUUUAUACCCAUGCACAGUAUUCUGUUUGGUUUAGUGCCCACUAGGAGAAGUACAAGAAGUGAAAUAUUAUGACGUGAGUAUUGUUGGAUAAGUUUAUCCUUGUGGUGGAAUUGGUUGCUGCAACAUAAGUGUCCAGUUUUAUGUUAAUUAUUGUCUUGAACACCAAUGUUGGUCUGAUUUAGUAAAAAUGCAAAUGUAAAAGUGUACAUUGCUACUCUACAGAAUCAGUGCAAUAUUCUUAGGCCAUUUACCUUCCAGGAUCCACACUGCUCCUAUCUUAGUGGGGUCUCCCCAAAACCUGUUGGUCAGAGCUGUGAAAAUCUGUUUGAAUAUACCAUACACAUUCCAGUCCUGUUACAAUCAUUAUGUUCCAAUGGUUUGUUAAAGACAUCCACUUUCUGAUAGCACAGUAAUUAUUAAUGUUGGAUUUAAACAAAACUGUGCAGAACAGCUGCGUAUUCAAUCAUAUGAUAAAAAUGUCUUUUAAAGACACUUUGCUUCAAAGGGAUACAAUUAUAAAAGUAUGUUGCCCCAAAAUAGAUGUUUAAAUUAUAAGCCAUGUUUGAGUAGUAGUGUACCCAUUGAGCUAGCAUUGAUCUGUGGAGAUUUAAGAUUAUGUUUUGGUUCACUCUGAUGGAUGCCUUAUAGGAAACUGGUUAGAUUGUAUAGCGCGCAAUGGAGGAAGAUAUUGUGUAUUGUGGUUAUUUGUUACUAGACUGACUAGUAGAAGUAUAAUGGUCUGUCCAUUUGUGUUUUUCCUUGUUUCUGAGGAGAACUGUACAUACGGUAGAGAAUGCAACAUUUAGGUUUAGGUCCCUGUGGUAACUACGAAUGAGAAUGUAUUUGUUUUUUCAUAAGUUAUAUAUUUUCCACGGGAAUGCAUUGAAAUAUUGCACUUUAAUUUUAAAAAAUAUAUUUAGAAAAAGGCCAGAAUUUUUAUUAGAUUUUUUUCCCCCAAUAUGUACAUUUCAUGAUGGAUGAUAAUGUAAGUUGUGGCUGUUUUUGUGUAAGAGCAGAGGGAAUGUUAAGUAUUAUCUCAGUCAUAACAUGGUGAUGUUUUGAUGUACUGGGAUGGUACAGACAAUUUGUCUGUCGUUAAUAUUCUAUAGAUGGGUAUAUAAUUGCAAAACCAGCUGAGAAAACCAUCCCAGAUGUACAAAAGUGUGGCAAACCAAAUUUGACUCUCAGCUUAGUCAAAGCGUUCCUGGAGAUAAUGCAUCCUCAUUUGAUAGACAUCGACAUGUUAUAUUUUCGGUGUUUAAAUGUAUUGCACUGGUUGGUGGCACAGUAUUGACAGCUGUAGCCAUUAGAGAGAAACUGUCAUCACUAUGAGAAGUCCUGAGUUUCUUCUGGGGCAGCAAGGAAUUGUUACGCAUCUUUAAUUUAAUAAUUUACUCAACCUUUUUUACUACCUAAUGAUGCUCUUUUAUAAAUGUUUGUAAGGUAAAUGGUAUUGUUUGUUUAGAUCAGCGUUCAUGUGCACAGCUGUAGCCUAAUGUAGAUUUUGUAUGGAGUAUACCUGAAAUGUAUACUUUUCACUCUGUGUACUGUUGCAUCCAUGCAUAAUGCCACUGUACUGUGCAUCAUCAUCCCAGAUGUCCUACUUGUGGUCAGAACUUUCCCAACCUCUGUAAAAUAAACUCAAUGUUGCAGGUCACACACUGAUAGACCACCUGCAACAAAGACAUACACCAAAAACAGGGACUGGGAAAAAAAGGAAACAAUUUUGUAUGAACUUUGUUAGGUCAUUUUUGUCAAGAGGUCCUUACUGAGACUGUCUGUUCUGAACUUGGUAAGGCUGACAGGAAAUAUACUUCCAUAAAGACUGGUAUCACAGCAAUCAGAGAAGACAGAGCCUGUGUCUCUGACUGUGUCCCCCAGGACUUGGCUGCCCUGGGAGUGUCAUGUAAUGUCACUCAGUCUAGACCCAGGCUGAUGUUGUCCUCCCCAGGGGGUCUGAGCUACAGUGAUUUGAACCAGGAAGUUUCCUUCAGGGUCACUGUACCCUAGAUACCCACCAUGGGGCUUUGGCCCUACUGUCAGGGCCUGUGUGUGUUAAAUGUGAUUUAUGCAUUCUUGAAAAAUAGUAAUAAUACCAGUAAUAACAAUGGUUGAUUGUUAGCACCAUCAUGUGGAUAUUUAAGUUAUAACACUGUUUGAACUUUAAGAUAUUGUAUUUGUAGCAGAUUUUUUCCCCGCCUCAAUAAAAACACUGACCCAUCCCA
Messenger RNA from Oncorhynchus tshawytscha (Chinook salmon), 4822 nucleotides. RefSeq names its product E3 ubiquitin-protein ligase RNF166. Gene Ontology annotation, molecular function: ubiquitin protein ligase activity. The transcript is spliced from 6 exons. Bases 515 to 1312 code for a protein of 265 amino acids. NCBI's taxonomy places the organism in Eukaryota, Metazoa, Chordata, Actinopteri, Salmoniformes, Salmonidae. Gene Ontology annotation, biological process: protein polyubiquitination; ubiquitin-dependent protein catabolic process. The record is from RefSeq and is a predicted model, not a curated record.